AUGGCACAGCGUGUGCCCCCAUCUACAUCAACAACAGACUUAUCCGGAAUCGGCCCCGUUCAAAGGCCCAACACAUCAUCUACAACACAUUCGACCACAGCAGAAGCUAGCGUGCCUGUCUACGUGCUACCUGAGCCAGCAGUCAGUUCAUUUCCAACCAGAAGACAUGAAGAGCCAGUGACUGCCGCCAUGUCCACGGCACGACCCACACAAGACGCCGUGAUUGACCUAACGGAUUCGCCACCUCUCCAACCGGUCGCUACGACAACGACGCAUCGAUCCGCUCGUGCACGCAGUCGUGUCUCUUCGAGUCAGACAGUUUCUGCACAUGCGCAGGUCAUUGAUUUGGAUGACGAACCAGAUGUACGCGAUGUACCUGCUUCAUUACCUGCGGCGCCUAUUUCAACAACAUCGGAUCAGCACGUUGUAAGACACGACAGACAUGGUCUCCAGCGUCGCCCUCGUGCAGCUCCAACGGCAGCAGGAAGGCCGCAAGGUACAGCAGCACAAUUACUCCGUGCAGUUGAGACGAAUCGAGCACUUGCAACACGUCAUGCCCUUCAUCGCAAUUUAGAACAUACCAAUGCCCGUCGGCACUAUCGCGUUCCUGGUGUCAUUUCACGUGGCACUCGAUCCGGUGCACAGCAUGGAGCACGGCAUCAUGGCACUCGCAACGAUCACGUCAAUCAAGUCUUUGCAUUUUUCGGGUAUCCACAAGGCGAUGAGGCUGGCGGAGCUGGUGGAGACGGUGCGACAAGAUCUGAUAUCACAGGGUAUGUGACGACGCCGUAUGGCGGUGGCCCUGUACGUUUACCCGUUCAUGGACGACCUGAAGGUAAUGCAGCAAAUGCCGUCUAUAAUAUGAUGCAACGCGGUCAUUUCGUUCCACCGAAUCUCGAUUAUGGACUCUAUGCGCGUGCUGCUGGCUUGGCAACGGGUUUCGCGGAUCGCUUCUUUGGUGCUGUGGGCGGUCCCGUUGCAUCACCGGAGCCGAUGGAUAAAGUGGAUCCGCCUGAACCGUGCAAGGAACCAUUCACCAGGACUUUCAACAGUACCGACUACCUCGUAUGUCCUGAUUGUCAUGUGGAGUUGGGUAGUGGCGAGGAUGAACAGAAUCGCAAGAUUUGGUUCACCAAGUGUGGCCAUGUAUAUUGUGGUGCAUGUGCGACAACGAUCCGAGCAACCAAAUUCGGAAAGGGUAAAGGACGCUCGUGUGCUGCACCGGGUUGUACCAAGGCGCUUACAAAGACGAAGCUGUUUGAAGCUUACUUGUGA
Protomyces lactucae-debilis is the source of this 1275-nucleotide messenger RNA. RefSeq lists its product as uncharacterized. Gene Ontology annotation, cellular component: SUMO-targeted ubiquitin ligase complex. NCBI's taxonomy places the organism in Eukaryota, Fungi, Ascomycota, Taphrinomycetes, Taphrinales, Protomycetaceae. The transcript has a single exon. Gene Ontology annotation, molecular function: ubiquitin-protein transferase activity. The record is from RefSeq and is a predicted model, not a curated record. The coding region runs from base 1 to 1275 and encodes 424 amino acids.